Molecule: messenger RNA, 2013 nt
Organism: Pomacea canaliculata
Lineage: Eukaryota; Metazoa; Mollusca; Gastropoda; Architaenioglossa; Ampullariidae
Product: acetylcholinesterase-like
Exons: 10
Coding region: 24-1607 (527 amino acids)
Biological process (GO): presynaptic membrane assembly; synaptic vesicle endocytosis; chemical synaptic transmission
Cellular component (GO): cell surface; synapse
Molecular function (GO): neurexin family protein binding; signaling receptor activity
Source: RefSeq, a predicted model, not a curated record
UUGCUGCUCGUCAGUCGUACAGAAUGCACUCGGUGGUGGCGAUGUUGAUUGUGGGCGUCCUCGGCGCCGCGGCAGAGGACGUGGUAGUCACCACGACCCUGGGCCGACUGCGGGGGUCAAGGGUCAGCACUGGACCCUCAACGUACCUGGACACGUUUCUCGGAGUGCCCUUUGCUAAGCCGCCUGUCGGGUCGCUGCGCUUUGCUCGCACUCAGCCCGCGGAACCAUGGGUAGGCACCCGGGACGCCAAGAACUUCGGGCCAGCGUGUCCACAACAACAACAGCUACCCCGGUUUACAACGAGUGAAGACUGUCUGACACUAAACAUAUACACUCACUGUUCCGCAGACUGCCAGGCGGUGCCGGUGAUGAUGUGGGUUCACGGCGGGGGCUUCACUCAAGGCAGUGGCAUGGAGGUCAACGGCACUGAACUGGCCAUGAGGGGAGUCGUUGUUGUCACAGUGAACUACAGACUAGACAUUCUGGGAUUCUUGUCGACUGGAGAUGAUUCCUGUCCCGGGAACUACGGUCUUCUGGACGUGAUUCAGGCUUUGAAAUGGAUUAAAGAAAACAUCGCAAGUUUCCAUGGCAACCCUGACGAUGUGACAAUAUUUGGAGAAAGUGCUGGAGGUGCCCUGACCUCUCAGCUGAGAAUCUCUCCUCUCACCAAAGGUCUAAUAAAGAAAGCUAUCAUGGAGAGUGGUGUAUCAGUGACUCCCUGGGGCAAGAGCUCGCCUGCCAUCUCUUUGUCGAGAUCUCAAGCCCUUGCUACCAAGGUCGGGUGUCCGACGGACAACGGUACGGCCGCCCUCGUCUCCUGCCUCAAGGACCAGCCCCUGGACACCCUGAUGGCCGCCGCUGCUGCCGUUCGAGCAUCAGGCAACUUUUUUGGACCUGUGGUGGAAACACAAUUCGGGGUUCUCCCCAAACCUCCGGAGCAGCUCAUUCAGGAGGGUUCUGGAGCCGACAUCGUGUCCAUCCGCGGGACCAACAGAGACGAGAUGGCGAUGGAAUUCAAAUUGCGGGCUAAUCCUCAGUACAACUUGCAAACCGCUGAAACUGAGGUCAUGAGCAGUGCAGCAACGAACUUCCCCCGCGGACCCCAGGAGGCAGGACGAGCUCUGUUCAAGGAAUAUGUACAGACCAUCGAGAACCCCACCAGCCAGCAGCUCGCCACGGGAGUCUCUCAGCUGCAGUCAGAUCUCGCCUUCAACUACCCGACCAUCCACGAGACACGACUUGUUGUCAGCAACCAGUCAGCAGCGCGACAGUAUGUCUACCAGUUCAGCUUCCUGUCACCAUCCUCAACUAUGUCGGAGGUGCCGCACGCUGCCGAAAUUCCAUUUGUCUUCGGAGAACCGUUUGGUGGUCAGAGCAAGUGGACAGACGCUGACCGACGUGUUUCCAAUGAUGUCAUGACCAUGUGGACAAACCUCGCUAAAUAUGGAGAUCCCACGCCCCAGGGAGUCAGCAACAUCACAUGGGGCGCCUACUACGAGGCAACACAGUUCUACUUGAGAUUCCAGGAGACUCCAUCCCUUGACAACCAUCUGAACCAACAGCGCAUGGACCUCCUCAAGUCUCUGUACGAGCGGUUCGGAGCUUAGUGGCUUCGGAGCUGUCGUCUGUUACAUAAGCUUUUAACCACAAGUAAUAACAAUAUUUCACUCACUUGUCUGGAUGCAUUUGAAAUGUCCACAUUUUUAGUAGCAAUUUUCAGAAAUGCACCAGAGUCCACAUUGGAUAAAUGCAGUUACAAUGACGAUGAAGUCACAAAAGCUGUUGCAUUGCAUGCUCUAAAGUGUUUGCAAAACCACAAAAGAAGGUUUAAAAUUAACUAUGAAAAUUUGUGCCAGUUUUCCGGCAAUCAGACGACCAACACAGCAUCGUCAAUCUUGUUGUUUUCUUCAAGAACUAAAUCCCGACUCGCUGUAUGGGAUGUAUCAACACUGUGUGAAGGUUGUGGUUUCCCAAUCAAUGAGUUAAUAAAAAGAUAUUUCUUCAUCACAGAUA